This is a messenger RNA of Prorocentrum cordatum, 1766 nucleotides long. Lineage: Eukaryota; Dinophyceae; Prorocentrales; Prorocentraceae. The record is from the annotation of a GenBank genome assembly.
AAGCCGUGGCGUGAGGUCUGGAUGAAUAUUAGUCUUCUCGUGUACGCCAUGAUGCUUCACAUCGCACGCAUCAUCACUCAUCAUUGGCUCAAGUGCCACAAUUCGCGGCCAUCGGUUGUGCGGGUGCCCACUCAGAGUGAGCUGAGAACAUACCGCUUGAACCUGAUCAGGUUAGGACCUGCGCAGGGAACAACCACCGCAUCUCACUCAUCUCUCGCUCGUAUCACCAUAGUGUGUCCGUCUCUCUGGGCAAACAUGGCUCCUCGUUGCGCGGUCGUCGCCGUCAGUGCUUUGGUCAUCGCCGCGCCAGCCGCUGUCCUGGGAUCUCAGCCCCCUGAGUGUAAGCGCUUCGAUGAGAUUUAUGCCAGCGGCAAAGAGCUCUGCGAGAACAUGUGGAACGACGCCUUUACCUAUGAAGAAGACGAGGCCAAGGCCUACACGAUGUGGUUCUAUGACGCAGAGAAUCCCAACGAUGCGACCUCUGAGAGCCUGGGCCUUCUGACGGGCGACCACGAAGUGUGCCACCUGGACUACUUCCACAAGGACACUCCGGGGCCUGAGCCCGAUGGCUUCAGCGAGUGUCACCCUUGGAAGGACAAUGCCUGCUGCAGCCAUGACACCGUCAUGAGUGCCACGACGCUCAAGGAGGCCUACGGCCAGGAGUUCCACUGGGACCGCUGCGGCCCGCUGAGCCCGGAGUGUGAGCGCUUCUUCGUUCAGGAGGCGUGUUUCUACGAGUGCGAUCCGAACGCCGGGCUCUUCCGGAAGUGGAACUCGACCGAGUACGACCCCAGGUGCGAUGCCUACGCUGAGGGGUACGACGAGGCCUUCGCGACGGCCCAGGGUUGUGACCACAACACGUGGCAGAUGCACAAGAUGCCGAUCAAGGCUUCGUACUGCGACGCGUGGCUCACGGCCUGCGCAAAGGACAGGUUCUGCGCGACGGGUGGCGGUGACUUCUUCAGCUGCGCGGCGCACUACGAGGCCUCCGACGCCAGCGCGGCCGAGAUCGCUCGCCUGGAGGCGGACUUGGAGCAGAGCUCGGGGCUGGGUGCCGGCAUCGUUGCCGUCAUCUCUGCGCUGGCAGUCUUCGCCGCUCUCGGGGUGUCGGGCGCGUGCUGGCUGGUCCACCGUGAGAAGAAGGGGCGGCCCGUGUUCGGGGAGCUGCGGGAGCCGAGCGUGCCGGCCGCCAGCGACGGCACGACCAUCGGCAAUUCCGCUUGAGCAGGUGGGCCGCAGAGACAUGUAAAUACAGAAUGAUUGGACCGAAGUGGCUCUCGGCCCAUCUCGCCACCGUGCCUGGGUCGUGCACCAGAAGCUUCUCGAAGGCCUCUUGAGCGCUCCUGUUGAGAGUCUCCUGAGGCCUCCUGGGUCGCCGGAGGCCUUGGGGGCAUCUUCUGGAGGAGAAUCAAGGUUUGUUCGAGGUUUCGAAACAUUCUGUUCAGUGCAAGCGGCACGGCGGCGGAUUUGGCUGGACUUGCGGGGCUUGGCUUGGAGAGCCACGUUGUUCGUUUCGACCCCCCCCAGCACAGUUGUGGCUCCACCACUGACGGCUGCUCUUUCAUCUUAGGGGCCAUGUCUCUUUCAAGUUUCCAUUUCCGUUGCAUCGAAGUGGGUGAUUGACACGUCCGCGCACGCACCCCUCUUCCACGACCAACAAAGUGUUCGAGAUGCGCUCGCUGUUUAGAGAGCGUGCCACAGUAGAGCGUGCCGUGUGGGCCAAGGCCUGAGCAGCAAUGAUUGGAGUCAUGGACGCCCCGCAAAUC